AUGCGGCAGCCGGCGGACGGCGGCAAAACUGCCCCGCAGAUCAAGCAAACGAAUGUGUUGAUCACAAUUGCUGGCUGGGUCACCUACGGCGUCGACGACCACACGCUGCCGUUCUCGACACUCGAGCCCAACAUCUACGGCGACCAGUACACACUCGUGUGGGAGACCAAGACCCUUGAAGAGCUCGGCUCGGCGCUGAAGCUCUUGGGCAUGGAAGUGGCUUCGUUUUUGUUCCAGAAAGGCUUGGAGGUGACGGUGCUGCCUAUUCUGAUGAUGGGCCUGACCGGACCGCUGUGGAUGCUCAAGCUGACGUAUCUGCUCGAUAACCCGUGGGGCAACGCCCUGGGCAAAGCCAAAUGGGCUGGCAGGGUCUUGGCCGACACGCUACUGCAAGGUGCCCAGGAGAAUCGGCCCGUCACUCUCGUUGGGUUCUCGCUUGGCGCCCGCGUGAUUUACUACUGCCUGCUGGAGCUCGCCGAGAAAGGCGCCUUUGGAAUCGUGGAAGAGGCGUACAUGUUCGGCUGCCCUGUGAUGGCCACCAAGCUCGAGUGGGAGCAGAUCGCCUCGGUAGUGUCCGGCCGUAUCGUCAACGGAUACCUCUCCAACGAUUGGGUCCUCGGUGUGCUCUAUCGGGCAUCCUCGGCCUACUGGACCGACGUUGCGGGACUGCGCCCCGUCCAAGGCGUGGCCGGCAUCGAGAACUACCAGCUCAACGACAUCAUCAGCGGGCACCUCGAAUAUAGG
Molecule: messenger RNA, 744 nt
Organism: Polychytrium aggregatum
Lineage: Eukaryota; Fungi; Chytridiomycota; Chytridiomycetes; Polychytriales
Exons: 2
Source: RefSeq, a predicted model, not a curated record